Molecule: messenger RNA, 840 nt
Organism: Aspergillus melleus
Lineage: Eukaryota; Fungi; Ascomycota; Eurotiomycetes; Eurotiales; Aspergillaceae
Exons: 2
Coding region: 1-840 (279 amino acids)
Molecular function (GO): thiopurine S-methyltransferase activity
Source: RefSeq, a predicted model, not a curated record
AUGACGACUCCUACCAACAUUGAUCCCAAGAAUGUUCAAGCAUAUUUUGCCCAAUAUCAGGGCGACAGGUAUGUUGAGGGCUGGGCCUCCCUUUGGGACAAAGGUGAUAAUCUGCCCUGGGAUCGUGGCUUCCCCAACCCCGCGCUAGAAGACACCCUGGUCCAGCGAGCUGGCACCAUUGGCGGGCCCAUCGCCCAGGACGGUGAGAGGCGGAAGGCCCUGGUGCCGGGCUGUGGACGGGGAGUCGACGUGCUCUUAUUUGCGAGCUUUGGGUAUGAUGCCUAUGGCCUGGAGUGCAGCGCGACGGCUGUCGAAGCGUGCAAGAAGGAGGAGAAGGAGAACCAUAGCCGGUACCGCGUGCGAGAUGAGAAAGUUGGGAAAGGGAAGGUCACGUUCGUCCAGGGGGAUUUCUUUGAUGAUACCUGGUUGAAGGAAAUUGGAGUCUCUCGAAAUGGAUUCGAUGUCAUUUAUGAUUACACGUUUUUCUGUGCUCUGAACCCAGAGCUCCGUCCUAAAUGGGCUCUCCGACACACCGAGCUCCUUGCUUCCUCACCUGCAGGCAAUCUGAUCUGUCUGGAAUCUCCUCGUCAUAAGGACCCCUUGGCCCCCGGCCCUCCAUUUGCCUCUCCCUCCGAGGCCUACAUGGAGCAUCUGAGCCACCCCGGUGAGAAGAUCUCGUACAACGAUAAGGGUCUUGUCGAUGCGGACCCGUUGCGAGAGCCCAGCAAGGCGGGUCUGGAGAGAGUGGCGUACUGGCAGCCAGAGCGCACGCACACUGUGGGCAAAGAUAAGAAUGGGGUGAUCCAUGACAGAGUCUCUAUUUGGCGUCGACGUGACUAG